Molecule: messenger RNA, 3738 nt
Organism: Cavenderia fasciculata
Lineage: Eukaryota; Evosea; Eumycetozoa; Acytosteliales; Cavenderiaceae
Exons: 4
Coding region: 1-3738 (1245 amino acids)
Source: RefSeq, a predicted model, not a curated record
AUGACUAGUCAUCUAUUACAGUUAUCUAAUUUAUUAUUAUUAUAUAUUUUAUCAGAGAGUGACAGUAAUGCAGAUAUAAUAUGUUUGUUGCUGACAUGUAAAAAGUUGUAUCAUAACAGCAGUUUAAAAAGAUCGAUUCAGUUUAAAGGAAUAGAAGCUUUUACAGACAAGGGAAAGAUAUCAAGACAAUUUAAAGCAACAGCUACUCUAUUCAACAUCACCUCAUUUAAAGAUAUAUUGCAGAAUAGUAUAUCAGAUAGUCAAGUUAUAUUAUCAAGAGGUAACUUUCAAAACUACCCAGAAUGGAUACAACAACGUAUAUCUGCAGACAACAGAGUUGAUAAUAAUAAUAAGAGUAGUAUUACAACAGCAUUGGUGAAUGAUUAUUACCAACCACCACUCGAGACACUAUACUCUGUACCGUCGAUCGAGGCAAUAUUCAUUCACCAAUACAGAGAUGAUCGAUUAGAUCUUAAUCAUAUCUCACGCUUACCCAAUCUACAACGACUAUCAGUUAGCACAAACAAGUCGAUCAGUAUUGGUAAACAUACAACACUCAAGUCACUGACACUUGAUGCUCAGGGCAGCUACACACUGUCAGUUGCUGACCUGGGUCUCACUAAACUAGAAUCGCUGACAGAGUUACACCUCAGUAGAGAAUGUGUCUUUACAAUUGGACCAGGUGUAUUUCCAAGUAGUCUGACAUCACUCACUCUUUCACCGAUAGAGAUACCGCCAAGAGACACAUUCAUUUCGUUGAGGUCACUUGUCUACCUCAAGGUUUUCCUGCAUCAACCCACAACAAAGAAAGAGAGUUCAAAGGACAACAACAACAACAGCAACAAGAAAAAGGUGGUGGUUGUGAUGGAACAACUAUUCAUUGAUCUAGAUACUCUAGUCAACCUCAAGACACUCGAUAUUGGUGGAUCGGUCAGUGACAAAAAGUACAACAUCACGACGAGUGUACCACCCUCCAUCAGGAUUCUUACUCUCUUCACUGACGGCUUACAAAUACCUACCCGAUGUACUAUGCCUCUGUUGGAGAAACUAAAUGUGCAAAGUUCUAUUCUAAUUGGUGGAAGAAUCAGUCUACUGUCAUCACCAUUGAUAAAGAAACUGUGUAUGACCUAUUGCAAUAAAGUCAUUCCAUCCAACAUCAUCCCAUCAACCCUCGAAAAACUGACAAUCUAUAAAUACGGAUCAAAACCUGUUCUUCAUCAAGUUGUAUUCCCACCAUCACUCCUUCAUCUAACUAUCAAUGGGGACUAUGAACCUGUCAAACUACCAGACUCACUAGUCAAACUAAAACAGUUGGUCAACAUUCCUCCAGCGUCACUCCCACAACAAUUAAAAACACUCACCUAUUCAAUGGAUUUUUCAACAGAGUUGACUCACUUUGUAUUCCCAUCCCCUUAUCCACCUCAUCUUGAAACACUCAACUUUGACCUCGAAAUUGAUGGUGAAUUUACAAUCGACAUACCACCAAUCACCAAAUACCUAUCUAUCACUUUGGAGUCAGAUCCUCUCAGACGCCCAAAUAAAUACUUUUCAAUCAGUUCAAGGUUAUCGAAAAGUAUCAUCACCCAACAACAACAAUGGUUACCAUCCAAUACAACUCAUCUAACUUGCAAGACUGCCAUUUAUAUCUCAACCAAUGGAUCGUUUAGAUUAGACGAAAUAAUCAAUCAUACCAAUGUUAGAUAUCUGUCUCUUUAUGUUUCCGAUAAUACAUCCUACGAAUCAGAUACACUAUUUCAAUUUUCAAUUCAAAGAUUGGACUCUGAAAAUAAUAAUGUAUUAGUAUUGGAAACACAAUCACUUCAAGGUGGAAUAAUCACUCAAAGAAAGAAAAUUAAUAACACUCAACAACAACAACGACAUCCUUAUCAACAAUAUGAACCCAUUUAUUUAAGGUUUGAUUUUGGUUCUUCCAAUCCAUUUGGAUUGAAUUGGAGAUUUGCCAAUGCUGAAGAUGAUGUUAAAGAAGAUGGAGAUGAAGGAGAUGAUAGUGAUAGCGAUGAUAGUGAUUAUGAUAUGAACGAUGACGAUGAAAAUGAUGAUGAUGAAAGCAAUGACAAUGACAAUGACGAUGACGACAGCGAUGACAACGACGAUGAAGGUGAUGAUACAGAUAUUAACAGUAAUGGAGAUAUAGUAUGUUUGUUGUUGACUUGUAAAAAGUUGUACAGCAAUAGUAGUAACAUUGGUGGUUUAAAAAGAUUGAUUAGGUUUAAAGGAAUAGAAGUGAUAGAUAACUAUGGACGCAUAACACAAGAGUUUAAAUCAGCAACUACCCAAUUCAAACUCAACUCUUUCAAAGAUAUAUUGGUGAAUAAAGAGACGCUCUACUCUGUACCAUCUAUCGAGACUCUAUUCAUCAUCUAUCCAUCCCAACUUGAUAAUACUAGUAAGAUGGAUCUUCGCUCCAUCUCGCGCUUGCCUAUUCUACAAAGACUUGAAAUUCGUACGGGUCAGUCUUUUCCUGGUCCACACCCAACACUAAAGUCUCUGACACUCGGCCUUUCCACCUCCUACCCAGUCAUCGACCUGCAACUCACCAAAUUCGUAUCGUUGACAAAGUUGACCUUUGAGAGUGCCUAUGCGAAAGAUAUUGGACCUGGUCUCUUUCCAAGUAGUCUUACAUCACUCACUCUGAGACUGGAAGAGAUACCUCCAAGAGAUACAUUCCUUUCUUUGACUUUGUUGGAGACUCUCAAAAUCGAUCUGCAAACUAUUUCAACGGAUAUGAUCGGGAAACCAUUCAUCGAUCUUGAUAGUCUGGUGAACCUCAAAACACUCAUUAUUAGUAGUGAUGGAUCAGUAAAGAAUAGUAGCAUCUCGAUUAGUAUCCCUCCUUCAAUCAAGAUUCUUGACCUCAAAUUUAUAUUGGUACAAAUCCCACCUGAUUGUACAAUGUCACAGUUGGAAAGGUUGGAUGUGAAACAAAGCGUGUUGAAUGGUGGAAACAUCAAUCUAUUGUCACAGUGUCCAUCUCUCAAGAAACUAGUUAUCUACGAUUGCAAAGAAUCCAUUCCAUCCAAUAUCAUCCCAUCAACACUUGAAAAGCUUACAAUCUAUAAAUCGACUAUAUCGGGAGAAGAUAUACUUGGGCAAGUUGUAUUCCCACCAUCUCUCACUUCUCUAACUAUCAAUGGAGACGACCAAGAGGUCCCUCAGCUCCCAGAUACAAUAGUCAGCCUCAAACAUUGGGUCCUAGAUGCUCCACUGUCACUUCCUCAAGAUUUGAAAAACCUGACCUAUAUUAUGGAUUGGAGAACCAGCAUGGAGCAUUUCGAGUUUCCAACACCGUAUCCACCUCAUCUUGAAUCACUCAAUCUUGACCUCCAAGAUAUUCAUUACUUUACUGUCCAAGUACCACCAACCAUCAAAUAUCUAUCAAUAACCUUGGAAUCUGGAUCUCGCAAACGUCCAAAUAGAUUAUUAGACAAGGACAAUCUAAAUGUAUUGGUAUUGGAAACAAACACACUUCAAGGUGGAAUAAUCACCCAACAACAACAAUCUCAUGAACAAUAUGUACCAAUUUAUUUACAUUUAAAUACAAACUCUUCCAAUCCAUUCGAAAUUAAAUGGAGUUUUGAACAAGAUUGUGAUUACAACGAAGAUAGUGACAAUGAAGAUAGUGAAGACUAUGACAACCAAGAUAGUGACAUUGACGAUGGAUCGGUUGAUUUCGAUGAUGAAUCGUUUUUCGCCAUCUUGGCUGGUGGUCGUGACUAA